GCGGUCGGGCGGGCGCGCGGCGGUUGCUGGCCCUUGCCAGAGCUCCGCGCCGGCCUCCUCGGGCCUCCCCGCCAGCCUCGCGGCCAGGCAGCCGCAGGUACUCCACGCCCGGGCGCCGCGCAGGGGCGGCGGGGACCCCAGCCACUGGCGACCGUCCCCCAGGAGGGGUCACUGGGAGCCCUGGCUGUGGCCAGGGGGCAGUGGGCCAUGCCGGGGGCAGUGGAAGGCCCCAGCUGGAAGCAGGUGGAGGACAUUAGGGACAUUUAUGACUUCCGAGAUGUUCUGGGCACGGGGGCCUUCUCAGAGGUCAUCCUGGCAGAAGAUAAGCAGACGCGGAAGCUGGUGGCCAUCAAAUGCAUUGCCAAGAAGGCCCUGGAGGGCAAGGAGGGCAGCAUGGAGAACGAGAUUGCUGUCCUGCACAAGAUCAAGCACCCCAACAUUGUAGCCCUGGAUGAUAUCUAUGAGAGUGGGGGCCACCUCUACCUCAUCAUGCAGCUGGUGUCGGGCGGGGAGCUGUUCGACCGCAUCGUGGAAAAAGGCUUCUACACAGAGCGGGAUGCCAGCCGCCUCAUCUUCCAAGUGCUGGAUGCUGUCAAGUACCUGCAUGACCUGGGCAUCGUACACCGGGACCUCAAGCCAGAGAACCUGCUGUACUACAGCCUGGAUGAAGACUCCAAGAUCAUGAUCUCCGACUUUGGCCUCUCCAAGAUGGAGGACCCAGGCAGUGUGCUCUCCACCGCCUGUGGGACCCCAGGAUACGUGGCCCCUGAAGUCUUGGCCCAGAAGCCCUACAGCAAGGCCGUGGAUUGCUGGUCCAUUGGAGUCAUUGCCUACAUCCUGCUCUGCGGCUACCCCCCCUUCUAUGACGAGAAUGAUGCCAAACUCUUUGAACAGAUUUUGAAGGCUGAGUAUGAGUUUGACUCUCCUUACUGGGACGACAUCUCUGACUCUGCCAAAGACUUCAUCCAGCAUUUGAUGGAGAAGGAUCCAGAGAAGAGGUUCACCUGUGAGCAGGCCUUGCAGCACCCAUGGAUUGCAGGAGAUACGGCUCUCGAUAAGAACAUCCACCAGUCAGUGAGUGAGCAGAUCAAGAAGAACUUCGCCAAGAGCAAGUGGAAGCAAGCCUUCAACGCCACAGCUGUGGUACGGCACAUGAGGAAGCUGCAGCUGGGCACCAGCCAGGAGGGGCAGGGACAGACGGCGAGCCACGGGGAGCUGCUGACGCCAGCAGCUGGGGGUGAGGAGCGUGGCGCUCUAGAAGGGCACGGGUGGUCCACGAACAGGCGCCAGGCUGGAGUGGAGGGUCUGCCCCGACGGCCAACCCUGUUCUCUUUCUAUGCAGGGCCGGCAGCUGGCUGCUGCUGUCGAGACUGCUGUGUGGAGCCGGGCCCAGAACUGCCCCCCUCACUGCCCCCCCAGCUCUAGAGCCCUGGAUUUAGGGUCAGGAACCCCUGCAUCGGAGGGGUUGGGGCCAGCCUGCUCCCCUUCCCUCUCUGAACUCGGGAGUUUCCCUGCCCCGUCCCCUCCUCACCCCCCUUCCCUACCACUGCUCAGUGCAUUUUCCAUACAAAUGUUUCUAUUUUAUUGUUCCUUCUUAUAAUAAAGGGAAGAAGAUAAAACCA
Messenger RNA from Microcebus murinus (gray mouse lemur), 1622 nucleotides. The record is from RefSeq and is a predicted model, not a curated record. Lineage: Eukaryota; Metazoa; Chordata; Mammalia; Primates; Cheirogaleidae.